Diospyros lotus (date-plum) is the source of this 3027-nucleotide messenger RNA. RefSeq lists its product as uncharacterized. The record is from RefSeq and is a predicted model, not a curated record. The transcript is spliced from 15 exons. The coding region runs from base 369 to 2834 and encodes 821 amino acids. NCBI's taxonomy places the organism in Eukaryota, Viridiplantae, Streptophyta, Magnoliopsida, Ericales, Ebenaceae.
CAAUUAAUACGACGAUGAAUGAAAGCCAGCGCUUUCUUUGGUUCUAUUCUGCCCCUUUAAACCCAUCCGAAGAAGACAAAAUAAGCACGAAGACGACGACGACGACAACGACGACGAGGAAGAAAGUCUCUUCCGUUUGGACCCUCCGUCCCCUCUCAUUGCCGGCGACCUCAACGUCUCCGCUUGAUCGAUUCCUGCGGGGCCUCGGAAAAACAAACGGCCGAUCGACGCGAAUUUGAGGUUUCAGGGAACUGCGAAACCUAGGUUUCGAGAUUUCCACCGCCACCACAUUAAUCGAAUAAAGGAGGAGAAAAUCGAUAGGAAAUUGGGAGGGAUGCGAGUGUUGGUGGGAGGAAGGAGUGGAAGUGAUGUUACUGAGGCGUCUAAGGUGGAUCAUUGGAUUCAAUCACCAUAAGAUUUCGUCUUCUCCUUCUCCUCCUCCUCCUUCUUCGUCAGCUUCCAGCUCCCCAAAAAGGUUGGUUAAUGCUGCGAAACCUAUUCUCUUACAGCCAGGACAGUCCCCACCCCAUCCAAAGCUUAAAGAGCACCCAAUGUCGGAGUUCGAAGCCUUGCAUGAGGUUGCCAUCUACAUUCAUCGCUUCCAUAAUCUCGACCUCUUCCAACAAGGAUGGUAUCAGAUUAAGAUUACCAUGAGAUGGGAGGAAGGUGGCAACUCUUCCCUCGCCACUCCCUCUAGAGUGGUCCAAUACGACGCACCUGAUUUGGGUUCUAAUGAUGUGUGUGGAGUGUGGAGGAUUGAUGACACUGAUCACAGUUUCUCAACACACCCUUUUCGGAUCAAAUAUGCGAGGCAGGACGUCCUUCUAUCUGUCAUGAUCUCUUUUAACUUAUCACUGGAUAAAUAUGAGGGCUUGUCCACUUCUGCAGUCAUUUUGAAAUUUGAGCUUAUGCAUGCGCCUCUAUUUGCGAAUGGUCUGCAGGCUUCUCCAGAUGCAUACUCAGCUGCAAUCCAUGAAUUUCGGAUUCCUCCUAAAGCUCUUUUAGGAUUGCAUUCAUAUUGCCCUGUUCAUUUUGAUGCCUUCCAUGCUGUGCUUGUUGAUAUUACUGUACACAUCACCUUGUUGAAGGGUGAUGUUCACACUUCCCAGCCGAAGGUAACCAGUGGCUAUACUGCUGUCAAAGAUGUUACUGGAGAAAAUUUAUACAAAUCAAAGCAAGCUGUGCUUGUUAGAGCACUAUUAACUGCCCGAGACAUACUUAUUGAAGAGCUCCAAAAACUCCACAAAUCAAUUAAUCAGACAAUUGAUCUGACUGACUUUACCUCGAAACUGGAUGAUCCAAAGUUGUUUGCUUCUUCUCUGCCAGGAGGUGCGGAGAGUGCACAUACUUUAGUUUCAGCAGAAGCAUCAGCCAAGUCCCAAAUUGGUUCUCAGAAACCAAAUGGAAAUGUUGAUUCCUGGAGCAAUGAGUAUAUCCUAUCCUUAUCCAUGGAUGAACUUUUGAACUCUUUCCAUUCACUUGGGAGUCAAGUAUUGUAUUUGUGGAACACCUUUCUGAAACUCCACAGGGCUAACAGCACAAAGGUUUUGGAGUUUCUGCGUGAUGCAUGGGCUAAUGAUAGGAAAGCUGAAUGGUCAAUAUGGAUGGUGUACUCUAAGGUGGAUAUGCCACACCAAUAUAUAAGUAGCGGGGUUGAUGAUUCCUACCAUGGGCGUGGAAGAACAUCAGUCUUGCGAAAGCUAACUGACGAUCCUGCACAAACUGCAGCAAUGCGGGCUGAGCUUCAUCGGCGUAGUAUUGAGCAAAUGAGGAUCAAUAAUCGGUCUAUACAAGACAUGCAUAUAUUUGGUGAUCUUUCUCGAGUUCCAAUUGUAAUUGUAGAACGUGUCGUGAAUGCACCAUUGCGAACUACCAGUGGAAAUUCAUAUUUCACAGAUCUCAACCAGAAAAAUGCAUCUAGCUUCCUCACUGAUAUUGGUUCUAAGGCGAAAAAGAAAUUGCCUACUGCUAGUCCUCAACAGAGUAGUCGUGUUCUGAAGAUAGUUGUCUUUGUGCAUGGUUUUCAGGGACAUCAUCUGGAUUUGCGGCUUGUUCGGAAUCAAUGGCUUCUGAUAGACCCCAAGGCAGAGUGUCUUAUGUCUGAGGUGAAUGAAGACAAAACAUAUGGCGACUUCCGAGAAAUGGGACUGAGGUUGGCACAGGAGGUAACUAAAUUUGUUAAGAAGAAAAUGGAGAAAGUCUCAAGAUCUGGAAGUUUGAGAAAUAUCAAGCUUAGCUUUGUUGGGCAUUCCAUAGGGAAUGUCAUUAUAAGAGCAGCACUAACAGAGAGCAUCAUGGAGCCAUACCUAAGAUACUUGUAUACAUAUGUUUCUGUAUCUGGUCCACAUUUGGGUUACUUGUACAGCUCAAACUCUUUAUUUAACUCUGGGCUGUGGCUCCUGAAGAAGCUCAAGGGCACACAGUGCAUUCAUCAGCUUACUUACACUGAUGAUCCGGAUCUCCAAAAUACCUUCUUCUACAAAUUAAGCAAGCAAAAGACGCUGGAGAAUUUCAAGAAUAUAAUCCUGUUAUCUUCACCCCAGGACGGAUAUGUCCCUUAUCAUUCUGCUAGAAUAGAAAUGUGCCAGGGAGCUGCAGGAGAUAUCUCAAAGAAGGGGAAAGUCUUCAUGGACAUGUUGAAUGAUAGCUUGGAUCAGAUACGCGCACCAUCCUGCGAGCAUAGGUUGUUCAUGCGAUGCGAUGUCAAUUUUGACGUCUCUUCCCAGGGCAGGAACUUGAAUACCUUCAUAGGACGCGCUGCACAUAUAGAGUUUCUGGAGUCGGAUGUUUUUGCAAGGUUUAUUAUGUGGUCUUUCCCAGAACUAUUUCGAUGAUGACUCGUGGAGCUUCUCCCGGUCAAUUCAGCAGCUUCUACUGUCUGCACACGGGCAAAUUAAGGGACCAGGAACAAAGUGCAUCCUUGACAUUGACACUGGCAGCAUAUAGUAAAUGGUUUGGGGGCAAAUGCUUAAGGCGUUCAACCCCAGUUAGAAGCUUUUUCAUUUUUCUUUUCUUUGUAAAUUAUUU